CUUCCAUUUCCCGUUCCACGCGGCUCUAGGAUCUUCCUUCGCCUUCAGUCUCUCUUUUCAGUUUUCUUGAUAUCGAAGGAAUCGAUUUUUGUUCUUCAAUCCUAUUUUGAUUUCCACUCUCCUGAAUCACCAUUGAUUUCGUAAAUUUUCUUUCAAUAACUUCUCCGUUUUACCGCCAAUGGAAGAAACCGAUUUACACGAUUUGUCCGAUGACGCUGAUUACGCUGCCUCUCAACAACACGUUACUGUGAAUUUGUUGCGGAGCGUUAGCUCUAAGAGGAGCUCAUCGAGUGAGUUAGAUGGUGCUGAAGUUGUAUAUUUGAAGGAUAACGUGACAAUUCACCCAAUACAAUAUGACACAGAAAGAAUAAGUGGACGUUUGAAGUUAAUUUUGCAAGGAUCUUCGUUAUUCUUGACAUGGAUUCCAUACAAAGAGCUGACCCCAAAUCAAAGGUUGAACGAAAUUGAUAGGAAUCUUUACACCAUUCGUGAGGUUCCUUUCACAGAUAUCCGGUCAAUACGUCGACACACUCCUACACUUGGGUGGCAAUAUGUAAUUGUGGUUCUUUCAGCAGGAUUAGCAUAUCCACCUCUCUAUUUCUACAGUGGUGGAGUUAAAGAGUUCCUUGCUACCAUUAAACAACAUGUUUUCCUUGUGAGGUCUGCAGAAGAUGCAAAUGUUUUCGUUGUGAAUGAUCUUCGACAUCCUUUACAGAGGACUAUUUCUAAAUUGGAAUUGCCGGGGCCUGUUUCUAUUGCUAACGGGCUUUCUUCACCUCGCUCAAUUGGUGGGCCAUACUCCAAUGAAAAUCAAGAGACCUUUGAUGGAAUUGCUAGGCAGAGACACAAGAGUCAGGAUCCUGCUCGUGAUAUUUCAAUAAAUGUGUUGGAGAAAUUCUCUAUGGUUACCAAAUUUGCUAGGGAUACCACUACACAUCUGUUCCGAGAAUAUAACGGAGAUGGAAUUGGUGCUAGAGAAAGGAGGAACCAUAGUUCAUCUUUUGAUGAUUUCCCCAAUCCUGAAACAUCCAUUGAUACGCAUAAGGUUCCUCAAGAAACUCCUGAAUCCUCCGAUCCUCAGGAGCACAAUAAAUGGACAUUAAUCUCGGGACAACCACGUCAGCCUCCUAUGGGAUCUGAAGAGUGGUCUAGUUUCUUGGACUCUGAAGGUAGGAUUGUGGAUCCCGAAGCUUUAAGGAAGAGGAUAUUCUACGGAGGUGUUGACUCUAAAUUAAGGAAGGAGGUCUGGCCAUUCUUACUGGGAUAUCACGUGUUUGAUUCAACUUACGCUGAGAGAGAAUAUCUUGUUUCAAUGAAGAAAUCCCAAUAUGAAACUAUCAAAAACCAAUGGCAGAGUAUAUCUUCUGAACAAGCAAAAAGAUUUACAAAGUUUAGGGAGAGGAAAGGUCUAAUUGAAAAAGAUGUGGUAAGGACUGACAGAGCACUCACGUUCUAUGACGGGGAUGACAAUCCGAAUGUCAAUAGUUUAAGUGACAUUUUGCUGACUUACUCAUUCUACAACUUUGACCUUGGUUAUUGUCAGGGCAUGAGUGAUCUGCUUUCCCCUAUAUUGAUGAUAAUGCAAGAUGACUCUGAAUCAUUUUGGUGUUUUGUUGCACUAAUGGAACGUCUUGGACCAAAUUUUAACCGCGACCAAAAUGGAAUGCACUCUCAACUUUUUGCUUUAUCAAAGGUGGUGGAGUUGUUAGACGGUCCAUUACAUAAUUACUUCGCGCAGAAGGAUUGCUUAAACUAUUUCUUCUGCUUUCGCUGGCUCCUCAUACAGUUUAAAAGGGAAUUUGAAUUUGAAACUACGAUGCUGCUUUGGGAGGUACUGUGGACACAUUACUUGUCGGAACAUUUUCAUCUGUAUGUUUGUGUUGCGGUCUUGAAGAAACACAGAGAGAAGAUAAUGUAUGAAGAGAAGAUGGAUUUCGAUACGCUGCUAAAGUUCAUAAAUGAAUUGAGCGGAAACAUUGACCUCGAUUCAACACUAAAGGAUGCAGAAGCUCUUUGCAUUUGUGCUGGGGAAGAUGGAGCCGCACUUAUUCCUCCGGGCACUCCGCCUUCACUUCCAAUUAAAGACGUUUCAUUUUACGACCAAGAUGAAGUAUUGUAAACUUUAACAAAUUACUGAUAAAAAUUCUGUAUAGGGUUCAAAUGGAUACAGAACGUCGUUACAAAAGAAUUAUAAUAAAUAAUGAUAAGAUCCCGCAUAUUUUGUAACCCCAAUUAAAA
Molecule: messenger RNA, 2238 nt
Organism: Impatiens glandulifera
Lineage: Eukaryota; Viridiplantae; Streptophyta; Magnoliopsida; Ericales; Balsaminaceae
Product: TBC1 domain family member 15-like
Exons: 15
Coding region: 179-2119 (646 amino acids)
Biological process (GO): activation of GTPase activity
Molecular function (GO): GTPase activator activity
Source: RefSeq, a predicted model, not a curated record